UUUUCAACCUGAUUUCCCACCACCCUUCUUUGUCAAGCCCCGCUCUCUCUCUCUCUCUCUCUCUCUCUCUCUCUCUCUCUGACAAUGGCAAGUGCAGAGAUUACUCAGUUGCGUCGCCAGGCUGCUUACAUAAAAAAGUCCCUUUUUGAGCAGGGUUAUCUGGAUGGGCAGUUUCUUCAGCUGGAGGAGUUGCAAGAUGAUACAAAUCCUAAUUUUGUGGAGGAAGUUGUAACCUUGUUCUUCAAGGAUUCAGCUAAAUUCAUAGCUAACAUUGAGGCAGCAGUGGAGAAGACCCCUCUGGAUUUUAAGAAGCUGGAUGCAUACAUGCACAAAUUCAAGGGCAGCAGUUCAAGCAUUGGAGCUCUGAGGGUGAAGAACGAGUGCACACUUUUUAGGGAGUAUUGCCAGCAAGGAAAUGGAGAAGGAUGCCUUAAGACUUUCCAGCAAAUAAAAAAGGAGCAUGCUACUUUGAGAAAGAAGCUCGAAACUUAUUUCCAGUUACUAAGACAAGCUGGACCGUAUGAAACGGCAACCUCCUCUCAUUGAAAGUGGCCCACCCCAGGCGACAGUGAAGAUGAUAGAUACUAGAAUUACAGUUUCGCGAGCUUCUUCUUUUUUUCUUUUUUUUUUUCGUUUUUUUCAGUAAAUGUAACUUAAGUUGUUAUAGAUAGCGUACUUUAAUCUAAGCCUUUGAAGUUUGGUUUUGAUAUACUGAAUUUUUUGGGGAUUUAAUCCUGUUUGGUUUUGGUAAGUAUCUUUCUACACUCCGUGCCUCGAGAAAUACCAUAAGUACUAUGACGUGGCAC
This is a messenger RNA of Magnolia sinica, 806 nucleotides long. RefSeq names its product histidine-containing phosphotransfer protein 4-like. Gene Ontology annotation, molecular function: histidine phosphotransfer kinase activity; protein histidine kinase binding. Gene Ontology annotation, biological process: cytokinin-activated signaling pathway; phosphorelay signal transduction system; phosphorylation. Gene Ontology annotation, cellular component: cytoplasm; nucleus. The record is from RefSeq and is a predicted model, not a curated record. The coding region runs from base 85 to 546 and encodes 153 amino acids. NCBI's taxonomy places the organism in Eukaryota, Viridiplantae, Streptophyta, Magnoliopsida, Magnoliales, Magnoliaceae. The transcript is spliced from 6 exons.